Pipistrellus nathusii (Nathusius's pipistrelle) is the source of this 2523-nucleotide messenger RNA. Lineage: Eukaryota; Metazoa; Chordata; Mammalia; Chiroptera; Vespertilionidae. The record is from the annotation of a GenBank genome assembly.
AUGAACGCCGCCGGGGCCCGGGCUCCGCAGGCCGCCGGUGCCGGGGGGACCAGGCUGGCGUCCGCGGGGAGCCGGAGUCCGAGGCGGCGGCGGCGGCGGCCCGAGGAGGAGGCGCAGGCGAAGAAGGCUCCGCGAGGAGGAGGAGGAGGAAGAGGAGGGAGCGAAUGGCCGGCGGUCGGGGCGCCGCCGCGAUGGCUCCCCGCUCCUGCUCCUCCGCGCCCUCGCCCCGCGCCGGCGCCCGGCCUGCCGGCCUCGGGCUGGCUGCUGCGGCGGCGGCGCUGGGCUGCGCUGCUGCUGCUCGGGCUGCUGGCGGCCGGCGCGGCGGACGGGUGCGAGCUGGUGCCCAGGAACUUCCGUGGGAGGCGCGCGUCGGCGGCUGCCGCCUCCUCGCCCGCCCCGGCUGCGGGCGACAGCCCGGCGCUCAUGACAGAUCCUUGCCUGUCAUUGAGUCCACCAUGCUUCACAGAAGAAGACAGAUUUAGUCUGGAAGCUCUUCAAACAAUACACAAACAAAUGGAUGAUGACAAAGAUGGUGGAAUUGAAGUAGAUGAAAGUGAUGAAUUUAUCAGAGAAGAUAUGAAAUAUAAAGAUGCUACUAAAAAACACAGCCAUCUACACAGAGAAGAUAAACACAUAACUGUUGAGGAUUUAUGGAAACGAUGGAAAACAUCAGAAGUUCAUAAUUGGACUCUUGAGGACACACUUCAGUGGUUAAUAGAGUUUGUAGAACUACCCCAGUAUGAGAAGAACUUUAGAGACAAUAAUGUCAAAGGAACAACGCUUCCCAGGAUAGCAGUACAUGAACCUUCAUUUAUGAUAUCUCAGUUGAAAAUCAACGACCGGAGUCACAGACAAAAACUUCAGCUCAAGGCACUGGAUGUGGUUUUGUUUGGACCUCUAACACGCCCUCCUCAUAACUGGAUGAAGGAUUUUAUCCUCACAGUUUCUAUAGUAAUUGGUGUUGGAGGUUGCUGGUUUGCUUAUACACAGAAUAAAACAUCAAAAGAACAUGUUGCAAAAAUGAUGAAAGACUUAGAGAGUCUACAAACUGCAGAGCAAAGUCUAAUGGACUUACAAGAGAGACUUGAAAAGGCACAGGAAGAAAACAGAAAUGUUGCUGUAGAAAAGCAAAAUCUAGAGCGCAAAAUGAUGGAUGAAAUCAAUUUCGCAAAGGAGGAGGCUUGUCGGCUGAAGGAGCUAAGGGAGGGAGCUGAAAGUGAAUUGAGUAGACGUCAAUAUGCAGAGCAGGAACUGGAACAGGUUCGAAUGGCUUUAAAAAAGGCAGAAAAAGAAUUUGAACUCAGAAGCAGCUGGUCUGUCCCAGAUGCACUUCAAAAAUGGCUUCAGUUGACACAUGAAGUAGAAGUACAGUACUACAAUAUUAAAAGACAGAAUGCCGAAAUGCAAUUAGCUAUUGCUAAGGAUGAGGCAGAGAAAAUUAAAAAGAAGAGAAGCACAGUCUUUGGGACGCUGCAUGUCGCACACAGCUCCUCCCUAGAUGAGGUAGACCACAAAAUUCUGGAAGCAAAAAAAGCUCUCUCCGAGCUGACAACUUGUUUACGAGAACGACUAUUUCGCUGGCAACAGAUUGAGAAGAUCUGUGGCUUCCAGAUAGCCCAUAACUCGGGGCUCCCCAGCCUGACCUCUUCCCUUUAUUCUGACCACAGCUGGGUGGUGAUGCCCAGAGUCUCCAUUCCACCCUAUCCAAUCGCUGGAGGAGUUGACGACUUGGAUGAAGAUACACCUCCGAUAGUGUCACAGUUUCCUGGGACCAUGGCUAAACCUGCUGGGUCGUUAGCCAGAAGCAGUAGCUUGUGUCGCUCUCGUCGCAGCAUCGUGCCAUCCUCACCGCAGACCCAGCGAGCUCAGCUCCCUGCGCACAGCGCUCCGCAGCCGCCACACCCUCGGCACGCCCACCAUCCCCAGCACACACAGCACUCUUUGGCCUCCCCUGAUCCAGACAUCCUCUCAGUGUCAAGUUGCCCUGCUCUUUAUCGGAGUGAAGAGGAGGAGGAGGCCAUUUACUUCUCCGCUGAGAAGCAAUGGGAAGUACCAGACACAGGUUCAGAAUGUGACUCCUUAAAUUCUUCCAUUGGAAGGAAGCAGUCUCCUCCUUCCAGCCUUGAGAUAUACCAAACACUGUCUCCUCGGAAGAUAUCAAAAGAUGAGCUCUCUCUAGAGGAUUCGUCCAGAGGAGACUCGCCCAUCACUGCGGAUCUCUCCCGGGGCUCUCCAGAUUGUGUGGGGCUGACAGAAACGAAGAGCAUGAUCUUCAGUCCUGCAAGCAAAGUAUACAACGGCAUCUUGGAGAAAUCCUGUAGCAUGAACCAGCUUUCUAGUGGCAUCCCGGUGCCUAAAGCUCGCCACACAUCCUGUUCCUCAGGUGGCAACAACAGUAAACCAGUGCAGGAAGCCCCGAAUGCUGCCAGGAUGAGCAGCAUCCCACAUGACCUCUGUCCUAAUGGAGAGAAGAGCAAAAAGCCAUCAAAACUCAAAAGCCUUUUUAAGAAGAAAUCCAAGUGA